CCAAUCUGGCAAUGGGGGGGGAGAGCAGGGGGAGAGAGGAGAGGGGUGGGAGACCCAGAACACAGAGAAUAACAUCCUGACCCACCCUGUGUGACGAACUUGGGGGUUCUCUUGGUUUUUUCAAUGGUUUGCAUGCAAAGGGGGUGGGACUCGGUUUCCCUGGGUGUUUCUGGUUUAACGAGGUGAGGGGAGAGGGAGUUUGUUGUGACAGAGGACCAGCGAGGGAACUUGGGACCCCAGCCACUGGCCUGGAGAAUGGACACCCCAGCGACUCGUGACCUGGUGAGGUGUGGGAGGGGGGGUAGGAUUGUUAAGGCUAGAAAAGCCUGUUGGAAAAGGUCAGGGCAGCCUGAGCCUGAGCACCUUGUGAUGCCUCCUGAGAUUGCCCUGUCCCCGGACUGGGCAGCUCCUAUGUGCAGCUGGGAGACGAUGAGGGGCUGGGGGCUGGGCAGCUUCGGGAGGGGAUGUGGUUUGCUGGGCGUUGCAGGGAGCUGGCUUUGCUCUGACCACAGUAGCUUUGGGCUGGAGAUUGCAGAGAAACCAUCUGAUGGGGAAGAAAGGGGCCGAGCGCAUCACGGGCUUCCUGGGGCUGCAGCCCCUGGCGCAGUUCCUCAUUCCCCUCGCACUCGGGCCUCAGGCUGGGUGGAGCUCAGCACCGGGGUGUUGGUGGCAGCGCUGAGGGGCACCCACUGCCCCAUCAUGGCAUCUGCUCUCACCGUCCUCCUCCUCGGCUGCUGGCUGGCCAGGCACAGCGGGGUGUGGGGAGAUGGCAGAGCUGCAGCGGAUGCACUGGGAAUUACGCUUGUAAAUACCACAGAGCAGAAUCACUGGUUCUAUCCCACUGACCCCGUCGCGAUCAUUGUAGCAGAGCCCAGCUACCCCAAACCCAGCAUCUCCCUGCUGAGCCCCAGUAGUGGGGUCUCCCUGAGGGGAGCUGUGAGUGUCUGGUGUCGGGGGCAGCGCCAGGGCGUGCGGUUCGUGCUGAAUAAAGAGGGACGCCAUGUCCAAACUGUGGAUUCGGACGGGUUUGGGGCUGUGUUUCCCAUCAGCAACGUGAGCCGGGAGGACGGCGGGAACUACAGCUGCUCCUAUCACAGCAGAUUGGAGCCGUUCAACAUGUCAUACCCCAGCGACCCCAUGGAGCUAGUGGUGAGAGAUCCCAGCUUACCCAGACCCAACAUCUCUCUGAGCCUCACUGGGGUCACCGCCCCAGGGGCAGACGUCACCAUCCGGUGUCAGGGGCAGCACCAGGACAUGGGGUUCUUCCUGCACAAGGCUGGAGACCUGAACCCGCAGCGACACAUGGACCCUGCUGGGGCCGGGGCCGAGUUCUGCAUCCCCACCGUGGGCCGGCAGCACGGAGGGAGCUACAGCUGCAGCUACCGGCCCCGGUCAGAGCCCUUCGUCUCCUCGCUGCCCAGUGACCCCAUGCAGCUGGUGGUAGCAGAGCCCAGCUACCCCAAACCCAGCAUCUCCCUGAUGAGCCCCAGCUGGGGGGUCUCCCUGAGGGGAGCCGUGAGUGUCUGGUGUCGGGGGCAGCGCCAGGGCGUGCGGUUCGUGCUGAAUAAAGAGGGACGCCAUGUCCAAACUGUGGAUUCGGACGGGUUUGAGGCUGUGUUUCCCAUCAGCAACGUGAGCCAGGAGGACGGCGGGAACUACAGCUGCUCCUAUCACAGCAGAUCGGAGCCGUUCAACAUGUCAUACCCCAGCGACCCCAUGGAGCUGGUGGUGAGAGAUCCCAGCUUACCCAGACCCAACAUCUCUCUGAGCCCCACCGGGGUCACCGCCCCAGGGGCAGACGUCACCAUCCGGUGUCAGGGGCAGCGCCGGGACGUGAGGUUCUUCCUGCACAAGGCUGGAGACCUGAACCCGCAGCAACAAACGGACCCUGCUGGGGCCGGGGCCGAGUUCCUCAUCCCCAGCGUGAGCCGGCAGCACGGAGGGAGCUACAGCUGCAGCUACCGGCCCCAGUCAGAGCCCUUCGUCUCCUCGCUGCCCAGUGACCCCGUGCAGCUGGUGGUAGAAGAGCCCAGCUACCCCAAACCCAGCAUCUCCCUGCUGAUCCCCAGCUGGGGGGUCUCCCUGAGGGGAGCCGUGAGUGUCUGGUGUCGGGGGCAGCGCCAGGGCGUGCGGUUCGUGCUGAAUAAAGAGGGACGCCAUGUCCAAACUGUGGAUUCGGACGGGUUUGAGGCUGUGUUUCCCAUCAGCAACGUGAGCCGGGAGGACGGCGGGAACUACAGCUGCUCCUAUCACAGCAGAUCGGAGCUGUUCAACAUGUCAUACCCCAGCGACCCCAUGGAGCUGGUGGUGAGAGAUCCCAGCUUACCCAGACCCAACAUCUCUCUGAGCCCCACCGGAGUCACCGCCCCAGGGGCAGACGUCACUAUCCGGUGUCAGGGGCAGCGCCGGGACGUGAGGUUCUUCCUGCACAAGGCUGGAGACCUGAACCCGCAGCAACACAUGGACCCCGCUGGGGCCGGGGCCGAGUUCCGCAUCCCCAGCGUGGGCCGGCAGCACGGAGGGAGCUACAGCUGCAGCUACCGGCCCCAGUCAGAGCCCUUUGUCUCCUCGCAGCCCAGCGACCCCGUGCAGCUGGCGGUAGAAGAGCCCAGCUACCCCAAACCCAGCAUCUCCCUGAGCCCCAGCGGGGGGGUCUCCCUGGGAGAAGCCGUGGCCAUCUGGUGUCGGGGGCAGCACCAGGGCAUGCGGUUCGUGCUGAAUAAAGAGGGACGUCAUUUCGCACCUGUGGAUUCGGACGGGUUUGGGGCUGUGUUUGCCAUCAGCAACGUGAGCCGGGAGGACGGCGGGAGCUACAACUGCUCCUAUCACAGCCAAUCGGCGCCGUUCGCCGUGUCGGACCCCAGCGACCCUGUGGAGCUGGUGGUGAGAGAUCCUGGCUUAUCCAGACCCUCCAUCUCCCUGAGCCCCACCGGAGUCACCGCCCCAGGGGCAGACGUCACCAUCUGGUGUCAGGGGCAGCGCCAGGACGUGAGGUUCUUCCUGCACAAGACUGGAGACCUGAACCCGCAGCAACACAUGGACCCUGCUGGGGCCGGGGCCGAGUUCCGCAUCCCCACCGUGGGCCGGCAGCACGGAGGGAACUACAGCUGCAGCUACCGGCCCCGGUCAGAGCCCUUCGUCUCCUCGCAGCCCAGUGACCCCGUGCAGUUGGUGAUAGCAGCAGCCCCCCUGGAUUUCACCGACACCAACAUCGCCCGCCUGGCGCUGAGCGCUGUGGUCCUGCUCGUCCUGGGACUGAUCCUGGCAGAUGCCUAUUACAGCUGCCCAAGUGGGGCAGGAGCCGUGACCACCCGGUGUCGGGGCCAGCACCAGGGUCUGGAGUUUGUUCUGUACAAGGCUGGGGCCAGGAACGCAGUCAGAGGCAGCUACACCUGCUAUUAUCCCCCUGACUCGGAUCUGGACACUUGGUCAGAGCCCAGCGACCCUGUGCAGCUGGUGGGAGCAGGGGUCCCCCACUGCCCCAUCAUGGCAUCUGCUCUCACCAUCCUCUUCCUGGGCUGCUGGCUGGCCGGGUGGAGCAGGGUGUCGGGAGAGGGGUCCUACCCCAAACCCUCCAUCUCUGUCAGCCCCAGUGGAGUGAUCCCUGUCGGGGGAAAAGUCACCAUCCAGUGUUGGCAUCAGCGCCUGGGCAUGAGGUUCCUCUUCUACAAGGCUGGAGAUGGGAACUAUCUGACUUAUACAGACCCUGCCGGCUCUAAGGCUGAAUUUCCCAUCAUCAGCGCCAGACGGGACCACGGGGGCAGCUACACCUGUCGUUAUCAUGACAAAUCAGGCAUCUACUCGGAGCCCAGUGACCCUGUGCAGAUCAUUGUAGCAGAGCUCAGCUCCCCCAAACCCUCCAGCUCACUCAGCCCCAGCAGGGGGGUCGUUCUGGAGGUAGCCAUGACCGUCCGGUGUCAGGGUCAGCGCCGGGGUCUGGAGUUUGCUCUGUACAAGGCUGGGGCCAGGAACGCAGCAGCGUGGGGCGGGGACUUGGCUGGGGUCGAAUUUCCCAUCCCCAAAGUGAGCCGGGCAGAAGGAGGCAGCUACACCUGCUAUUACUCCCCCAGCUCAGAUCCUGAUCCCAGCUUACCCAGACCCAACAUCUCUCUGAGCCCCACUGGGGUCACCGCCCCAGGAGCAGACGUCACUAUCCGGUGUCAGGGGCAGCACCAGGACGUGAGGUUCUUCCUGCACAAGGCUGGAGACCUGAACCCGCAGCAACACAUGGACCCUGCUGGGGCCGGGGCCGAGUUCCGCAUCCCCACCGUGGGCCUGCAGCACGGAGGGAGCUACAGCUGCAGCUACUGGCCCCGGUCAGAGCCCUUCGUCUCCUCGCUACCCAGUGACCCCGUGCAGCUGGUGGUAGCAGAAAUAAACUUGAUGACUUGGCCCAUCAUUGCUGCGGUGAGCUCAGCAGCCGCCGUCGUCCUCCUCGUGGCUUUUGUCUGCUUCCGAAAAACUCGAGCCAGAGGGAUCCAGACUCAGCACCAGCAGCAGAGGGGAGCCUCCCAGGCACCCCCAUCCCUGCUGCCCUGUGGAGAUGCCUCCAUCGACAAAGGGAAACAGCCGCAGACCUCGGAGCCCGAGCCCAGCGCCAAUGGACUCACCUACGCCGAGCUGAACCACCAGCCAUUGCAGGUUAAGCUGGGGGGGCCGGCCUCUACCCCCGAGCCUGCCCAGCCCAGUGUAUACGCCGCGAUCAAUGUGAGCCGGGGGACCCCGCAGUGA
This is a messenger RNA of Gopherus evgoodei (Goodes thornscrub tortoise), 4731 nucleotides long. RefSeq names its product immunoglobulin superfamily member 1-like. The record is from RefSeq and is a predicted model, not a curated record. Lineage: Eukaryota; Metazoa; Chordata; Testudines; Testudinidae. The coding region runs from base 256 to 4731 and encodes 1491 amino acids. The transcript has 22 exons.